AUACACACUCUGAAGAUAUAUAGAUAAUAAGAUAUUUAGAUAAAUACGCAGGAAGAUAACGUGAACACUGAUAGAUAUUUAAUAUGCAAAAUAUCCCAUAAUUAGUGACUCAUGUAAAUAGAGUGUUAUAUUAAAUAGAAAAAUUCUCUAUCAUCCUGCGAUUUUCACAAUAGUUUAUGAGAUUGAUUAGUUUAUUGUGUUGUUAUACAAAAAAAAUAGAUAAAAUUAUAGACUUUAUAAAGUUAAUAACAGUGAGGAUCUAGACAAUGAAAGGCGCAUGUAUCUUCGUGUUAAAUCGCUUAAUAUGUACGUGCCGUGUAAUGUGACAUUAAAGCGGAGAUAACGUAAAUUUUGAGCGUAAAGCAGAUGUGAGUGAAUAUAUGCGAUUUAUCUUUAUUUAGCUAACAUUGAGAAAACACAACUGGGCAUUUUCAUUGUUCAAACACAUGGUGAGAAAAGUGGAGUCACAUAGGCUCAAUGGCAACGGAGGAGCAUAAACGUUUGGCUGAUGUUGUGAAAGGAACUCAUGCCUUGUUGCGCGCUGAGUAUCACCAAUAUGGCGCCAAGAUCGCGUGGGAGCGCCAUUUGGCGCGAAAUGACGUUUUACAGGAAUAUGCUGCGUCCAUGCAAAAGCUGGCCGUCAAAUGUUGGGCGAACAAUAAUUCAAAGAGGGACGGAACGUACUGCAGAGUAGAAUGGAUAAAAACGCAAUGCAAGGAAUAUUUUCUCAGUGGUGGUAAAGAGAAAUAUGAUAAGAGAGAGCAGGAUAUAAAUACUAAGAUAUCUCUUCUUCCGGAAAAUUCGAGGGUCGAAAACCAAACAUGCGAGAAUGAUCGGAUUGAUAUGGAAAACGAAUCAUUAAAUUUUCAUGAACAAAGGUUAUCAAUACUGGAUGUAGGGAGUUGUUAUAAUCCUCUAAGUACUGAUAAUGCAUUUGAUGUUACUGCGAUAGAUCUAACUCCAGCGGCAGGAAUCUUUAAAUGUGAUUUUUUGAACGUUGCAAUUGGAAAAGAAAAAGUUCUCUCAUGGGACACACAAGAAAUUCAUCAAUUACCCGCAAAUUUCUUUGACUCUGUAGUAUUUUCCCUAUUGUUGGAAUAUUUGCCAUGCCCGAAACAGAGGUACGUCUGCUGUAGGAACGCAUAUGACGUGUUGAAGAGCGGUGGCAUACUAAUUAUUGUAAGUCCAGAUUCGAAGCAUGUCGGGGCGAACGCACGACUGAUGAAAUCCUGGAGAUAUACUUUGAGCAAAAUGGGAUUUAUGAGAAUUAAGUAUGAAAAAUUACGUCACAUUCACUGUUUAGUGUUCAGAAAAUGCGUGUGGAAAGAUGUGGCGAUACGAUGGUCCAAACUGCAGAAUUUUUCGGAAACUGAUAGGAAAUACAUGUCUGAGACAGAGAUUUUUAUCCCGCAAGAUUUUCAGACCAUCUGUUUUAAGGAAAAACAAGAAAGAUUGGAUAAAUACGAUGAAAUUCAUUUAGCGACCGCUUUCUCUGAAUUACCAUUUAAUAAUGAAAUGUUUUGAUCAUUGUCUCUGCAAACAUAUUAUUGUUAAAUAAAACAUUUUACAAAAAGUGCA
Messenger RNA from Pogonomyrmex barbatus (red harvester ant), 1578 nucleotides. It is a transcript of the gene Samtor, whose product is annotated as S-adenosylmethionine sensor upstream of TORC1. NCBI's taxonomy places the organism in Eukaryota, Metazoa, Arthropoda, Insecta, Hymenoptera, Formicidae. The record is from RefSeq and is a predicted model, not a curated record. Gene Ontology annotation, biological process: negative regulation of TORC1 signaling.